Messenger RNA from Lodderomyces theae, 1635 nucleotides. Its product is annotated as sugar porter family MFS transporter. Lineage: Eukaryota; Fungi; Ascomycota; Pichiomycetes; Serinales; Debaryomycetaceae. The transcript has a single exon. Gene Ontology annotation, cellular component: membrane. The record is from RefSeq and is a predicted model, not a curated record. The coding region runs from base 1 to 1635 and encodes 544 amino acids. Gene Ontology annotation, molecular function: carbohydrate:proton symporter activity. Gene Ontology annotation, biological process: transmembrane transport; carbohydrate transport.
AUGUCUGCUAGAAUAGAAAGGAUGUUUUCACGUCCUGCUUUGAGAGUGAAUGAAGCUUUGGAUCACUUGCCAAAGAUCUACAAUGUUUAUUUCAUCGCCAGUAUUUCCACCAUUGCUGGUAUGAUGUUUGGUUUUGAUAUUUCAUCAAUGUCGGCAUUCAUUGGUACUCCAUCGUAUAUGAACUUUUUCGACUCACCAGGCUCCACCAUCCAAGGUUUCAUCACUGCAUCAAUGGCCUUGGGUUCAUUCUUUGGUUCCAUCUUUUCCACCUUUGUUUCUGAACCAUUUGGCAGAAGAUUGUCGCUUUUGACCUGUGCAUUCUUUUGGGUUGUUGGUGCUGCUAUCCAAUCGUCGUCGCAAAACAGGGCUCAGUUAAUCAUUGGCCGUAUCAUUUCCGGUUUGGGUGUUGGUUUCGGUUCUUCCGUUGCUCCAAUCUAUGGUUCUGAGUUGGCACCUAGAAAGAUUAGAGGUUUGAUUGGUGGUUUCUUCCAAUUUGCCGUCACCUUGGGUAUCUUGAUUAUGUUUUACAUCUCGUACGGAUUAGGUAAAAUCAAUGGUGUUGCCAGUUUCAGAAUUGCUUGGGGUAUUCAAAUUAUUCCUGGUUUGUUGUUGCUCAUUGGAUGUUUUAUUAUUCCCGAGUCACCACGUUGGUUAGCAAAGCAAGGUAAAUGGGAACAAGCUGAAUUUAUUGUUUCCAAAAUCCAAGCCCACGGAAACAGAGAAGACCCAGAGGUUUUGAUUGAAAUUUCGGAAAUCAAGGAUCAAUUGUUGAUUGAAGAGGCAGCCAAGAAUGUUGGAUAUGCAACCUUGUUUAGAAAGAAGUACAUUAUGAGAACUUUUACUGCUGUUUUUGCUCAAAUUUGGCAACAAUUGACUGGUAUGAAUGUUAUGAUGUACUAUAUCGUUUACAUCUUUGAAAUGGCUGGUAAAUCAGGUAACGCCAACUUGGUUGCUUCAUCAAUUCAAUACGUCUUAAACACCGUUUGUACCGUUCCUGCAUUGUUGCUUUUGGAUAAAGUUGGUAGAAGACCAUUGUUGAUUGGAGGUGCCAUCAUGAUGGCUGCUUGGCAAUUUGGAUUGGCCGGUAUCUUGGGUGCAUACUCUGUCCCAUGGACAGAUUCACCAAGUGAAAGUGUCACCAUUCAAAUUCCAAAAUCACACUUGCCUGCUUCUAAUGGUGCUAUUGCUUGCUCAUACUUGUUUGUUUGUUCAUUUGCUUCUACUUGGGGUGUUGGUAUCUGGGUCUACUGUUCGGAAAUCUGGGGUGACAACAGAAUUUCUCAAAGAGGUAAUGCUGUCUCUACUGCUGCCAAUUGGAUAAUGAAUUUCGCCAUUGCUAUGUACACACCAUCUGGUUUUAAGAAUAUUGAUUGGAGGACUUAUAUUAUUUACGGUGUGUUUUGUGUGGCCAUGGCUACUCACGUAUUUUUCGGAUUCCCAGAAACAAGAGGUAAGAGAUUGGAAGAAAUUGGACAAAUGUGGGAUGAGAAAGUGCCAGCUUGGAGAUCAGCUUCGUGGCAACCAACCGUUCCAUUGGUAUCUGAUGCCGAAUUAGCAAGAAAGUUGAGUGUUGAACACAACGAAGAGAAAUUAAUGGAAGAGGAUUCCAAUACUGACGAAGAAAGAAGAAGUUAG